AUGAGUUCCGUCGGAAGAGCGAUCCUAACCUGCCAAGCACGCGAGAAGACCAACGGAGAGAUGGCAAAGGCGAGUGCCACGCCGAGGGUACCAGCUCGCCGGCGAGCCAACGCCGUGAGGCCCCUCCCGAACGGGCCCCACCGCUUCCUCCGCCUGCUCGCCACCAUCCGAAAAAUCACCCGCCGCCGCCGCAGGGGCCUCGCCGCAGUCUCCCCGUCCUCGCCGCCGCCGCUCCCGGCCUCCGACAGGCGGCAAUGCGCCACCCGACCCCCAGCCCCUCCGUCGCCGCCGCCCCGCGAGGCCGAGACGCCGCAGGAGGCGAAGCGCCCGGAGGAGGAGGAGGAGGAGCACGCCGCUGAUGCCGCCGCGGAGGCCGUCGCGGGCAAGUACUGGGCCCACCGCCACAGCCUCUUCUCCCUGUACGACCGCGGCGUGCGGAUGGACGCCGAGGGCUGGUACUCCGCCACCCCGGAGGCCAUCGCCGCCGCGCAGGCCGCCCGCGCCGCGCCCGCCGGCCUCAUCCUCGACGCCUUCGCCGGGGUCGGCGGCAAUUCCAUCCAGUUCGCCGCCAGGGGCUGCUACGUUGUCGCGGUGGAGAUCGAUCCCCAUAAGGUAGAGCUGGCGAGGCACAACGCCAGGAUCUACGGCGUGGAGCAUAUGAUCGACUUUGUCGUCGGCGAUUUCUUCCACCUUGCGCCUUACUUGAAGGCAGAUUUGGUGUUCCUUUCACCACCAUGGGGAGGGCCAUCAUAUAAUCAAACACCAGUGUACACCCUCGAUAUGCUGAAGCCAAAGGACGGGCAUGCAAUAUUUCAAGCUGCUCAGAAAAUAGCUCCUAAUAUCAUCAUGUUCUUGCCACGGAAUGUGGACAUAAGCCAAGUAGAGGAACUUUCGUGGUUGUCUUCUCCUCCCCUAGAUUUUGAGAGUGAAGAGAGCUACGUACAGCACAGAUUCAAAGGAAUUACUGCUUACUUUGGAGAUGUGGCACGAUGA
Molecule: messenger RNA, 993 nt
Organism: Triticum turgidum subsp. durum (durum wheat)
Lineage: Eukaryota; Viridiplantae; Streptophyta; Magnoliopsida; Poales; Poaceae
Source: the annotation of a GenBank genome assembly